This is a messenger RNA of Aureobasidium pullulans EXF-150, 660 nucleotides long. RefSeq lists its product as uncharacterized. Lineage: Eukaryota; Fungi; Ascomycota; Dothideomycetes; Dothideales; Saccotheciaceae. The record is from RefSeq and is a predicted model, not a curated record. The transcript has a single exon. The coding region runs from base 90 to 617 and encodes 175 amino acids.
CAAUCGUCCCGUCCGACACCGACCGACCGGCAUCAAGGAUUCAAUCAUGUCGCAGGACGGGAAAUACUUUACAAGCUCCUGAUUUUGGCAUGCCUUUGACGGCGGCUACAUCUAUGUUCUGCGAUGCGCUCCAGACACUCGAGCUGCGUUGGCGCAAAAUGUCGAGACAGGUUUGUCCAAACCUUUCAUGCAACCGCGCGAAGCCCGACAAGCCCGGUUGUCUGGGAAGCGUCUACGAGUUGGGUCGGAGCAGAGUACCAAAUCCCCGACUCCCUUGCGACAAGAUUGCAGUGUGCCCAACAGCCCUGCCACACACAGGAAAGUGUCGAAAUACGCUCGACGUAAUUGUCCGGGGUCUAGAAUGGUUAUGCGACGACGUCCGGCGCCAUCUCAGCGUGGUGCCCUCAUCCCCAUCGCCCAGUCCAUACUUGAGUACUCAAAGUGUCUGGUAUGGCUGUGAGUUUGGAUUUUGGUAUUUUGCAGGGCAGCCGUACGUCUGUAAAGGUCUCCGUCUGAGCGCUCCAGAUUUGUCUCUGGUUCCGGUGCGCUGUCAUGGUCGUCGCCGCCAGUUUGAGUGCACAGAAGCUCUUGCAUCUCGAUUUCGUCUUCUGGUCUAGGCGUGUCUCUACCACCAUCCGUCUUGAAGGUAAAGAGACUCAC